GCUUCGUGAACUCCUCGCUACCCACCUACUUCUCCUUCGCCUUCGACCUCCCCACCACCAACGCCCCUCCCAUCACCGAAAACCCCCCGCCGCCGCUCCCGGGCGCGACCCCCGCAACUGCAGCGCGUUCAGCCUGGAGUCGAGCCAGCUGUGCUACAGCUGCGAGUACUGCAAGGGCGGCGUGAUACAGCAGCUCAAGUCCGACUUCCUCACCGAGGCGUACUUCAGUGUGGGCGUGGCCAGUACCAUGCUGGUGGUGGCGUUUAUCAUGUGCUGCACGCAGUGCGGCCGGGGCAAGAGGGAUGAUGACAAGAGGCGGCUGCUGGACGACAGGAGCAGCAUCAGCAUGAGCCGCACCGCCAGCUUUCAGGGGCCCCACCUCAACCGCGUCAACACGUACCAGAGCCAAGGCGGGCCCCAGUUUAACCGCGUUAACACAUACCAGAGCCAGGGCGGGCCGGAAUUCAAUCGGGUGAAUACUUACCAGAGCUCUGGCGGGGAUCCGGAGUUCCAGAGGGCCAACACUUACCAAAGCGGCAGGGAUGGGUCGCAGUUUACCCGCCCCAUGUCGGGGCAGGGGCCCAGGCGCCCGAUGAAUCAGCAUCAGGGGUACGGGAGGAUCGGAGAAAUGCCAUCACCCCGAGACAGUGAUUACGGGAUGGACGAACCGGAUCUUUCGAGAAACAAGACCUGGAGUGGCAGCAACCCGCCUCCCAUGGAGGCAAGGACGCCGCGGGGAGGUGGGGGGAGAGGGAGAGGGAGGGGCCGUGGGAGGGGGCGGGCGGGUAGGGGAAGGGGAGGGAGGACACCUGAGCAAGGGGAAGGGCAUGUGCGAAGCGAGACCUGGGGAUCGGAGGGCGGCGGGAGGAGUGUGGGUCCAGAUGAGUACAUGGAAACGCCGCCACGCUCCCAGGAGAGACCGCAAAGCUCUCCAAGACCAGUGGCACCUCCACAGGGGGCACCUCCACCCAUGGCACCUGAACCAGUGGCACAUCAACACGAGGAUGAAGAUGUGGAGGCACAAGCAGGCACUAACAUAGAUCUGUACGACUAGUCACUUGUGGAUUGGUUGUUUGUUGGGCGGGGCUUAAUGCGUUUGGGAGUAGAUAACACGGGAUUUCUCAUAUGGUAAAUCAGACGAUCAUGCUUCGUUUUGCUCUUGUAUAAGG
Messenger RNA from Closterium sp. NIES-67, 1169 nucleotides. Lineage: Eukaryota; Viridiplantae; Streptophyta; Zygnematophyceae; Desmidiales; Closteriaceae. The record is from the annotation of a GenBank genome assembly.